This is a messenger RNA of Lotus japonicus, 2490 nucleotides long. Its product is annotated as pentatricopeptide repeat-containing protein At3g49710. Gene Ontology annotation, molecular function: RNA binding; protein binding; zinc ion binding. The record is from RefSeq and is a predicted model, not a curated record. NCBI's taxonomy places the organism in Eukaryota, Viridiplantae, Streptophyta, Magnoliopsida, Fabales, Fabaceae. The transcript has a single exon. Gene Ontology annotation, biological process: RNA modification. The coding region runs from base 91 to 2280 and encodes 729 amino acids.
AGUAAUAUUCACCAGUGCCGCCGUAUUUGCCUGGGACAUGAGAGGUGAAGCUUUGUAAUCCUGGUUUCAUGGUGUCGUGGUUUUCAUCAGAUGAACCAGUUCCCAUGCUCACUACUCUCACUCCCUUCACUUCAACUUCAAACCUUCACAAACCUCCUCAAACAAUGCAUUUCCCAAAGAGACAUUUCAACUGGAAAAUCACUCCACGCCCUCUACAUCAAGACCUUCAUUCCACAUUCAACUUACCUCUCCAACCACUUCACCCUCCUCUACUCCAAAUGCGGCACCCUCGACAAUGCCCGAACCUCCUUCCGCCUCACUAACAACCCCAAUGUCUUCUCCUACAAUGCCAUCAUCGACGCCUGCGUCAAACACUCUCACCUCCACCUUGCCCGCGAGCUGUUCGAUGAAAUUCCCCGUCCGGAUAUUGUAUCGUACAACACCCUCAUUGCGGCUCAUGCUCAUCGCGGCGAGCAUGGACCGGCCGUGAGGUUGUUUAAGGAAGCUAGAGAGGCUGGAUUAUGCCUUGAUGGUUUCACGUUGUCUGGCGUGAUCAAGGCUUGUCGUGAGGACGUUGGCCUUGUUAUGCAGCUUCAUUGUUUUGCUGUGUUGUGUGGGUAUAGCUGUUAUGCUUCAGUGUGCAAUGCGGUCCUUGCUCGUUAUGGUGGGCGGGGGCUCUUGUCAGAGGCGUGGCGGGUUUUUCAUGAGAUGGGGGAGGGUUGCAGGGAUGAGAUUUCGUGGAAUGCGAUGAUUGUGGCGUGCGGGCAGUGCAGGGAGGGGAAGGAGGCGCUGGUGUUGUUCGGGGAGAUGGUGAGGAUGGGAAUGAAGAUUGAUAUGUUCACCAUGGCCAGUGUGUUGACUGCGUUCACUUGCCUCGAGGAUUUGGCUGGGGGAAUGCAGUUUCAUGGUAGGAUGAUCAAGAGUGGAUUCAAUUGGAACCCACAUGUUGGGAGUGGGUUGAUUGACAUGUACUCCAAGUGUGCUCCUCGUGGCAUGUUGGAUUGUAUGAAGGUGUUUGAGGAAAUUUCUGAGCCGGACUUAGUUCUUUGGAACACCAUGAUUUCUGGAUUUUCCCAGCAUGAGGACUUGUCUGAGGAUGCACUUAUUUGUUUUCAGGAUAUGCAGCGUGCUGGUUUUCGUCCGGAUGAUUGUAGCUUCUCGUGUGUGACUAGUGCAUGCUCCAAUUUGUCAUCUCCUUCGUUGGGGAAACAGGUUCAUGCACUGGCAAUCAAAUCUGACAUCCCUUCUAACCGCGUUUCAGUGAACAAUGCUCUUGUUGCAAUGUACUCUAAAUGUGGGAAUCUUCAUGAUGCGAGAAGGGUGUUUGAUACUAUGCCAGAACAUAACACAGUAUCUCUGAAUUCAAUGAUUACAGGCUAUGCACAGCACGGUGUUGAGGGUGAAUCGCUCCAGCUCUUUGAACUGAUGAUGCAAGAGGAUAUUGUGCCUAACAAUAUAACCUUCAUAUCUGUUCUUUCUGCAUGUGCACACACUGGAAAAGUGGAGGAGGGUCAGAAGUAUUUCAAUAUGAUGAAAGAAAAGUUUGGGAUUGAACCCGAAGCAAAACACUUUUCAUGCAUGGUAGAUCUUUUGGGUCGGGCAGGGAAACUCGAGGAAGCUGAGAGGAUAAUUGAGACAAUGCCAUUUGAUCCUGGUUCUAUUGAAUGGGCUGCUUUACUUGGUGCGUGCAGGAAGCACGGAAAUGUGGAGUUAGCAGUGAAAGCAGCCAAUAAGUUCCUCCAACUAGAACCUCAUAAUGCUGUUCCAUAUGUAAUGCUUUCAAAUAUGUAUGCAAGUGCUGGAAGAUGGGAAGAGUCUGCAACCGUGAAAAGACUGAUGAGGGAAAGAGGAGUGAAGAAGAAACCGGGUUGUAGUUGGAUUGAGAUAGAUAACAAGGUGCAUGUCUUUGUGGCUGAAGACUCCUCACAUCCGAUGAUAAAAGAGAUUCACGAGUACAUGGGGGAGAUGUUAAGGAAAAUGAAGCAAGCAGGGUAUGUACCAGAUAUAAGAUGGGCAUUGGGGAAAGAUGAAGAUGUAGCAGCAGAAGAGAAAGAAAGAAGAUUAUUGUAUCACAGUGAGAAGUUGGCUGUUGCAUUUGGCCUGAUCUCCACCAAAGAAGGGGUGCCAAUACUGGUUGUGAAGAACCUGAGAAUAUGUGGUGAUUGCCAUAAUGCCAUCAAACUUAUUUCAGCGAUUUCUGGUAGGGAAAUCACUGUUAGGGAUGCUCACAGGUUUCAUUGCUUUAAGGAAGGACAUUGUUCAUGCAAGGAUUAUUGGUGAUUAAAUAAUCUAAGGUUCUUCAGGAGAACAGAAAUUAUGAUACCAUAUUAGUUAUAUACCUAGUAAGUAGCAAAAGCAAAUGUAACCAACUAACCAUAGGAGAAAUGACCAAUGCAGUUUCUGUUUAUCCACAUAAUUUUACCAUUACCAAUUCUUAAUUGUAGCAGAAGCCUACUAAUUUUGUUAAUUUGAAGUGACUUCUCUUUUCAA